This is a messenger RNA of Tinamus guttatus (white-throated tinamou), 459 nucleotides long. It is a transcript of the gene GLOD5, whose product is annotated as glyoxalase domain containing 5. The record is from RefSeq and is a predicted model, not a curated record. Lineage: Eukaryota; Metazoa; Chordata; Aves; Tinamiformes; Tinamidae.
AUGUCCUGGAAGAAGGAGCGCAUGAGUCCACCUCCUUGUUUCAUCCAGCGACUGGACCACCUUGUGUUGACUGUGAAGAGCAUUGAGGACACUGUGGACUUUUAUUCCAAAGUCCUUGGCAUGGAGGUGGUCACUUUCAAGGGAAACCGCAAAGCCUUGCAUUUUGGCUGCCAGAAGUUUAACCUCCAUGAGGCUGGAAAGGAAUUUGAACCCAGGGCUCGAUACCCGGUCCCUGGUUCUGCAGAUGUUUGCCUUAUCACGCAGAACCCCAUUGAGCAGCUGCUCGAACACCUGAAGGCCUGUGGGGUGAAGGUUGAGGAAGGUCCUGUGGCCAGAACUGGUGCUAUGGGUCCGAUUACAUCCGUCUACUUCCGAGACCCUGAUGAGAACCUGAUCGAGGUUUCUAGGUACAACUCGGAUGCAACAGGCACGACUGUAGUUAGCAGAGGGGAACAAUAA